CUCUGCUCUUCCCGUCCCCCCUCCCCUCGACUGUAUAUUCCUCCCCCCUCCCCCUUGUUCCCCCUUUCCCUCCGCCUCCCCCUUUCUCUCCGCUCCUCUUCCCCCCUUUCCCCGAGGAUCCGCCAUGAACCAUCCCCCUGGGUUCAAGAUCCUCCCUGAGGCGGUCCAGCAGGUCGGAUACACCAAUUACCAGCACAUCGGCUUCGGAUCCUUCGGUGCGGUGUAUUCUGCUCAGCGUCCGGACCAUGCCAAUGUGGCCUUGAAGAUCCUUUGCGUGGCCGACUCCACCCAACGGGGCUCGGAGAACCUGAACUCCACGACCAAUGUCGAGAAGGAAAUCCGCUUCAUGGAGGGCUUGUCGAAACUCAACUCCCGUCAUCUCCUGACCCUGUAUCGCGUGCACGACUACCGCUUCCAGGAUACCCGCUUCGUCGUGCUGGAGACGGAGCUUUGCAAGUGCUCACUCAGUGACUACCUUUCUCGUCACGGGCCACUCAACGAGGAGCAGGCCCGUCUGACAACGAUCCAAAUCAUUGACGGCCUCUCGGCUCUACACAAUGCCAGCCUUGUCCAUCGCGACCUGUCACCGAAGAAUGUCCUGCUGUCCCGUAAGCACCCCUACGAGCCGUAUAGCAUCCGCUUGGCGGACUUCGGCCUGGCGCGCCUGCUUGAAGAUAAAAGCCUCAUCGCCUCGAACAUGGGCGAUUGCCCGAUGACCGUGGCCGGCACGCCGCUCUACAUGGCGCCCGAGGUGGCUUUCCAGAAUUACACGCUCAAGAUCGACAUCUGGUCCGUCGGGUGCCUGGUCUUCUUCAUGCUCACCGGCGCGCAUUUGAUGGCCACCUUCCGCGAUUUGGCCCUCAACUUCCAGCUGCUGAAUUCCCUCAAAAAGCGCAUGGACAUCCGGCCCAUCCUGGAGGAGAUCCAAAGCAAGACCCAUGCGGCCAUUGACAAUCUGGCGGCCAGCCCGAUCGGUGCUUCGCGGCAGGUGCAGAAUUUCCUCCGCCUGACGCUGAAUGUGCGGCCGCUCUUCCGGCUGUCGCUGCCCGAGGCGGCCAUCAACCAGUGGCUCCUGGGGGCGGAAUAUGCGGCCCUGGCCACGGAGGCCAGCGGCCUGCGCAUGGAAGAGGUGGAGUCCUUCAUCGGGACAUUGGUCAAUCCUUCCUCGGCGGCCGGCGGGGGGAGGCCGACGGCUCCGGCGUCCACCUCGUCGGACCGCUCGGCGGCGGCCGCUGCUGGCGGGGCCGCCACGCCGGCGGCGGCCUCAGCCGGCGGAGGCCCGACCGGGCCCCAUGUGCCCGGUGCCUCGGCAUCCAGGUCGUCGGCCGGGGCCGAUGCCACGGCGACGGCCACGCUGGCCGGCUCGGGCACUUCCCCGGCGCAGCCGAUCCCCUUCCCCCCGUUGGCCACCGGACCCGGGCAUCCCGGGGCCGAUGCCGGCAAUGGUGGUGUAAGUGGCGCGGGGCCGGGCCAUGCGCCGAACUUCGCUCCCCGUGGCCGGACCAGCUCCAUCCCGCGGACAAAUGUCUUCCGCGACAUCAGCUCCGGGACCUCGCCGCCGACGCACUUUGGCGGAUCGGCCGCCCUCAUCGGGGGCAUGGGGUCGCAUCCGUACACCGCCGGCGGGGGCAUGUUCCACCACCAGCACGCCGGGGCGCCCCAGGGGCCACCGGCUUCUGGCGUGGCCGAUCCCCUGGUGGCCGAUUGCUCGGCGGGGGCCGCCGGGCCCGGCGACGCGGCGGCACCGAUGGCGACGCCAUCCCUGGCGGGCGCCCUCCCGGGGGGGAAUCCACCUGGGCCGGGCGAUGUGCCGGCUUCCGGCUGGCCGUCCACCCCGCCGGCCUCCUCGCCCAUCAUGUCGCAUGGCGAUGAGCAUGCCUACUCGGGGGAUUCGCCGGAUGAUGGGGCAUGCGAUCCGGACUUCGUGGCCAUCGACUACCCGGGCCCGGAGGCAGCCGAUGAUGGCGGUGUCGCCUCGGGGCCGGCCGGCCGGGGGAGAGAUGGCAGCGGCGACGGUGGCAAGGCCUCCGGCAUGGGCGGCCCGGUCAUGGGCAUGCCCUUCGGGUCGGAGCUUCUGCUGAGCCACCGCGACAUUUCCCGCAUCGACUUCAGCUCCCAGUACAUCAUGCAGGCCAUCGUCACCAUGGAGCGCCUGGCCGAGCAAUGCCUGAGUGAGCAGUCCCUGGGCGACGUCGGGGCCGAGUAUGCGCUGAUUUUGUCGCACUGGGGGCGUGUCCUGGCGCAAAAGUUCGCCCCCAGCGGCGGCGAGCCCGAUCAUAUGCGCGUCCUCGGCCGGAUCAACCACGAUGCGCGGGCAAUCUUGAACCGCGUGGCUCCGAGCGCCGUAGACCUGAGUGCGUCCGAGGCGGAUCCCCUCCUCCGGUGCAAGGUGUUUGCCUAUGUCUUCCGGCAGCUGGCCCGCCGGGCGGACGUCUACCGCUCGGCCCUGGAAUCCAUGCUCGUGGCCUGCCUAUACCUGGAUGCCUUCAAUAUCAAGCGCUUCCCGCAGCUGCCGCCGGGGCCUGUGGAGGAGUUCAACGAGCUCGUGGGGCAAUUCCUCGCCAGCGCCAUCUUCCGGCCUGGAAGUGAGGGGAUCGCCGGCGGGUCGAUGUUCUCCUCGUCGGUCGGCUCGCGCUGGGCCAAUGGCGGCGGUGGGGCCGCCGGUUCCUCCCUCGGCGGCCGGGGCUAGGUAGUUUGAGCAUUGCGCGUUUGUGGGCGCGCACGAGAGCGAGCGAGCCAGAGAAAGAGAGAGAGAGGGUGCCACCAGCCGCGUGCCAUCAUGUGGUGCAGGGGCGCAAUUGGUUGCCGGUUCUCAUGGUCUUCUCCGGCUUUCCCUGGUCCCCUCGUCCUGUCCAUCGCGUCUCUUGCCCUCUGUGUCCCCGCCCCCUCUCUCCCUCUCCCCCCUGUGGGGGCGGGGGGGCGGGGUGGAGAUCGGUCCCCCCCCCCCCCCCGCGCUCCGCGCACAUCUUCUGUCCUUGUCAUAGUCUGUAGUGCCAAUGCACCCCCGAAACACAUGAUACUGUCCCGCGA
Fonticula alba is the source of this 3030-nucleotide messenger RNA. RefSeq names its product ULK protein kinase. The transcript has 6 exons. Gene Ontology annotation, biological process: peptidyl-serine phosphorylation; autophagosome organization; protein autophosphorylation. Gene Ontology annotation, molecular function: ATP binding; protein serine/threonine kinase activity. Lineage: Eukaryota; Rotosphaerida; Fonticulaceae. Gene Ontology annotation, cellular component: cytoplasm; autophagosome. The record is from RefSeq and is a predicted model, not a curated record. The coding region runs from base 125 to 2689 and encodes 854 amino acids.